This is a messenger RNA of Phymastichus coffea, 3541 nucleotides long. RefSeq names its product WW domain-binding protein 4. Lineage: Eukaryota; Metazoa; Arthropoda; Insecta; Hymenoptera; Eulophidae. Gene Ontology annotation, cellular component: precatalytic spliceosome; nucleus. Bases 301 to 1461 code for a protein of 386 amino acids. Gene Ontology annotation, molecular function: protein binding; RNA binding; zinc ion binding. The record is from RefSeq and is a predicted model, not a curated record. The transcript is spliced from 7 exons. Gene Ontology annotation, biological process: mRNA splicing, via spliceosome.
CACCACUGCCAAUUAUUCAAUUGAAUUGAUAUUUUACAAGAAGUUAAAAAUCACGAUCAAACGUAAACAACGAUUAAAAUGUGCGAUGUUUUGUUAAUAUUUUAAAUAAUUAUGAGUGGUUUAUUUAUUUUGAUAAAGUUCAAGGAUCAACAGACAAUAAGAUCGGUUUCUUCGAAAUAUUCAAUUUGUGAAUAGAUAAAUUAUAAUGCUUACAAAGAGGUUAUAUUUUUAUUGAAAAAUUUAUUCUAACCAACCAUUUUCACCAAGAUUUGUUUAACUACAUUAGAACGCUUUAUAAAAAUGGCUGACUUUUGGAAAUCUCAGACCCGCAAAUAUUGUGAUUUCUGUAAAUGUUGGAUUUCGGAUAACAAAGCUAGCGUUGACUUCCACGAAGGGGGAAAAAAGCAUAAAGAAAAUGUCAGCAAGAGACUCAAAGAAAUACAUAAAAAUAGUGCAAAGCAAGCCAAACAGCAGAGAAAAUUUGAAAAUGACUUGGAAAAGAUGGAAAAGGCAGCAAUGGAAGCUUAUAUGAAGGAUGUCGCGAACGGCAACCGUGAUAUGAUUGCCGAUAGCAUCAUUCAGCAAAAGUGGAGCAAAGAGCAAGCAGCACCGGAACCAGCUAAUCCAAAUCAAAUUCCAGAGGCAUCACCCAACGCUCAUCCAAGGUGUACUGAAACGGUUUCUUAUAAAAGUUAUGGACCAGCUGAUAUUGAUCCACUAGAUCCAUUUGCUAAACAAAAAUUGGCUCGACUAGAAGCAAAAGAAAAAAUUAAAACUAAAACAGAAGCGAGAAAAGAAAAAAAGAAAAAGAAAAAGGAAAGUGCUAAUUUACAAGAAAAAGCAGGUGGGAGUCAAUUAUUACAAAGAAAAGUUUGGUAUGAAGCUCAGUCUCAGGGAUAUAGUUAUUAUUGGAACAUCGAGACUAAUGAAACAAUGUGGGAACCACCAGCAGACGGUUUUAUGUCCUUGGCUGAACAAGCUGAAGAGGCUAAAGAGCAAGCGCUUCAAGAGGAAUUGUUUGAACAAAUAGAUAAAGAAGAUGAACAAGAAAAAGCCAUUGUACUGGAAGAACAAAGAGCCAACGCUGAAAGAGAAAAGCUUAAAGAAAUUCGAAAACGAUUUCAUGAAAGCAAAAAUCCAGAUACUGAAAACGACGAUAAAUCGGACCAGGAAACAGUGUCUUACAGACGAGAUUACAGUGUGCCAGAAAAACCCCAACCUUAUGGUAGUUGGCAAGUUGUUAAUAAACCUAGGAUAGAUUUUCAAUUACCAGAGAAAGAAAAGGUUCCAGUUGCUACUUCAGUUCUACGUACCGAAGAACCUCUGCCUAGGAAGGUCUUUAAAGAAAAAACUAUCACCAGUAUUUCUACUGGAGAUAGCGACGACGAAGCUUUUGCAAUUUCAUUUAGAAAGAGAAAAUUUAGUAGUAAGAACGUACGAAAACGCAUGGACAAUGAUUAAUACUAUAUUCUGGUAUGAAUAAGUUUAUAGGAGAGACCAGAAUGAUUCUAAUCUGUAAUAGAGUAAUAAUAUGUACAUUGUGUAAGCCAGAUAUCGAUAGAAAAACGAAAUUGAAUGCAUGUAAAGAACUACGUUUUUAAAAAUGUAUUAUUCAUAUUGUAUUAAUAGUUACAAUUUGUAAAUAUAUAUUAUCGUUUUUGCAAGACAAAGAAGUUAAUUUGUAACUUUGUAGUAGACAUGAGUUUAGUUGCUCACAAUAAUGAAAAAUACGUCACGAACUAUUCAAAGCAAUUUAGUUUUUUGACACUCCGUGUGUAAAGUACGUCUUUCCCGUACGCUCGGCAAAAAACGAUGUUGAAAAUUGCAUUUUCCAUAGUCGUAUCAAAAAUACGGUACAACACAUCUUUAGGAAAGAGAUUCUUUUUUUCGUAUACUAUUUCAGUUUCCACCCUCGCUUCGUUCAUGUGUAAACGACACACAAGACAAGAAUCUACUUUCUCGCAUUUGUAUUGUAUUGUACUAUUAACUAAUCCCAAGCAGAAUAGGGAAAACGGGAGAAAAAAACCUGACAUAUACUCUAACUUUCACUUAUAAAACAAAUGCAACUAAGGAGAUUCCUGAGUGGAUUCGUUCCAUUUAAAGUGAAUAACUAAUUUUAUACGACGUGCAGUUGUUUUUUUGAAAAAAAUAAAAAAUCCUAAUUUUUUUCCACUUGUGACUUUUGUUUACGUCGUUUGAAAUAGAAUAUAAUUGUAUACAAUCAUAAAUGAUAAAUGGAAAAUAAGGUACUUAUACGCAAAGUUAUUAUUAUUUAUUAACGUUGAUUUUUUCAAACAAGCUUUUUUCGUAGUGUAAGCAAUUUUAGAGAAAAGUCGCGUCAAAUACCCUCGUUCGUAUACGCUAGCGUAAGAUUUUUUCUAAUAAAUAAACAAAUGAUUGGUUUGCUGGCUAGCCAUAAGAUAGAGGAUAAAGUCCGGUAGCGUGCAGUAGAUGAAGAAAAAAUUAGUGAACGCGAAACAGAGCUGGGCAGAUCUCCGAGUUGCCUAAGCAGACAACCGUGUAGUAGAACAGAUUGGCGAGUGUCAAAUGCCGACGGUGAUGGUCGGAUUCUAGCGAGGAUGCCGGCCAGCUGUAGUUACAGUCUGACCAAGCGUAUGUUAUUGUACCUAUAUAAGCGUUCGAUUACCUCCCCUCCUCCCCCUCCAAUCCGCUAAGUGCAGCAGAGACUUGAAUCAAGUGUAGAGAGAUUAGCGAAUGACCGUGAGCAGACGCUGCAUUACCAAAAGUUGUCGUUACUGCCAAAUUCAUUCUUCGAACCGCACAUUUUAGACAUUCGAUGCUUUUCAUUCCUAGUAGGUUAUCCAAGCUUAUCUUGCAAGCUAGGAAUAAAUCUUCCUUCGUUGUGAUUCCCAUAACAACUGAGCUUUCUAAUAGCUUUAUCUAAAAGAAUUAAUAGAAAAUAAUUUGUUUAAGGAAAUUAAAUCUUAUCGAUUAUUAUGUGAAUUCGAUAUAUGUAAUAUAAAGAAUCUUAAUCGUUGCUAUAUUGAUAUAAAAACUAACAAAUUUAUGGAAAAUAAUCAAUGAAACGAUGCAAUUGUUUGCGAGUAGUUUAUAUAUAAUGAGAAUUUCAACUUCUAUUAAAUUAUGUCGAUGAAACAAUUACUCAAUCUUGCAAGUUAUUAACUGUUAUCAAAACUCUUAGAUACAUUUCUAUUGCUAGUAAGAGUACUUUUGCCAAAGUUUCUUUAUUAUGGGUCUCCUAACAAGCUGAUGAUACCCAAGCUUUUGCAAGAGUUUAGUUUGGCUAAAAGUUCACCAGCCGUUUUUAACCUUUAAGUUUCUGAGCUAAUAUAGAUAUGUACGGUAAAAAUCUUUUAACUAUUCGACUAUUAUAUUUUAUUUGAUCUUCAAAGUUAUUUUAUCGCCAUAGAAAUUUAUGAUUAUUCUAGUCCAAUAAAAUUUUUAGCCUAUGAAAAUCUUUCACCCUCCGAUAAGAAAGCAAUGUUAAUUUCUUUAUUACCGAAUUUUUAACUUAUGAAAACUAUGAAACCAUAAGUUUCUUUUUUAUAGUUGAAGUAUA